Messenger RNA from Verticillium nonalfalfae, 1797 nucleotides. RefSeq lists its product as uncharacterized. Gene Ontology annotation, molecular function: DNA-binding transcription factor activity, RNA polymerase II-specific; zinc ion binding. The transcript is spliced from 4 exons. The record is from RefSeq and is a predicted model, not a curated record. The coding region runs from base 1 to 1797 and encodes 598 amino acids. Gene Ontology annotation, biological process: regulation of DNA-templated transcription. Lineage: Eukaryota; Fungi; Ascomycota; Sordariomycetes; Glomerellales; Plectosphaerellaceae.
AUGGCUAGCUCCAACAAAACCGUCAAAUUUGUCGAAUCCGACCCUUCAGGUCUCCCCUUGAAGCGAAAGCAGGUUCAGCAAGCGUGCGAGUCAUGCCGAAAGCGCAAGAAGCGCUGCAUUCACACAGAGGGCGAUGAAGACGCUGAUGUCUCAAAGAGCCCCGGUUCUCGAACUCGGAACCACGAUGGCACUCCCAACGGCCAAGGGGACCAUGGUCUAACACCGUCCGCGCACUCGUCUAGACGCUUCGUCUGCGACACCAACCCAGAAGGCUUGUUCGCUGAGGCAACAGGCUCGGACGCUCUGGGAAGCAAGAGGGGCAGCCGCUUCCUCGGCGACACGAAUCCCGAAGGCAUGUUUGCAGAGGUGACGCACAGCGACGGCGCCACAAGCACAGCUCGCAAUGACGAGGUCGGUGUUUGGGUAUCUACAAGACACGAUACAUCAGUCGCGCCAGAAUCUGCCAACGUGACGGCGCCACACCCUGCCAUUCCCUACGACGAGAUUCUUCUUCCCUACGUCCAAGAACACUGCUUGACCUGUGUCCCUCCUGAAAGGGAGUACCGCCAGUUGAAGAAAGUUUACACCCGCAAGAUCCAUCCCAUCUACGCCCUCGUACCCGACUCCGCCAUGACCGACAAUGAUUCUCCAGCCAACAUUGUGCUACGCCAGGUCAUUUCCUUGGCAGCCGCUACUGAUCCCUCUAUGGCGAACUAUUUGAGGCUAAAUAACAAGGGCAGUGAGAAACUGUCAUUUGUGGAGUUCUCGCAGGCUCUCUCCGGUGCUAUUCGCACAACUCUGGCGACGAGCUUGAUCGUCGACAGGACGGUACACAUUCGGGCUCUUUCCAUGCUGUCGCUCUAUUUCCAGCCGUCCUCUCUCCAGGAGAGCGAAGUCCCCGCCCAAUUCAACGCCGAGGCAAUCCAUCAUUCCCAGACCCUCGGCCUUCACCUGCUGCGCACCGGUGACCCGGCGCUCGAGACGCUCUUCUGCGCCGUAUGGGCGGUCGAUAAAAUCAAUGCGGCUGCUUAUGCGAGCGCUCAUGCUCUCGGCGAUCUCAAACCAUUUGUCGAGCUGCCUGUACUAGAGCCGAUGAUCGUCGAAGCAAACGCGCUGGAGGUGCCGACCCAUCUCCUCGCCACACUGGAGGUCUUCUAUCACGCCGUCAUCAUUCUAUCAUGUAGGCUGCCCCGACCUGGUGCGGAAUCAAAUCAGUCGUCCUACGCCUCAAGCAUCCCUCCAGCAAUGGCCAACGCCCGCCGCUCGCUGGCAUCAGAACGCAUCGCCCACGCCGUAAAGAAGGAGAAGCUAAGCCCCGUCCCGUUUAUUCCCUACGCCGUUUCUCUUUCUCUCAGCGUGGAGUACCGCAAGAUGCGCCACUCGGCGUUGCCAAUGUUCCGCGCCCGCUCGCGCGACGCCUUCAAGUCCAGCUGCGAACUUCUGAAGCGGUUCAAGAAUAUAUUCUACUCGGCCAAAGUCACCUACGGCCUGGGCGAGCGCAUGCUUAAGGAGAUGGAGCGUGCCGCCACGACGCUCGUGCAGGAAGCACCGCCGGCGGCAAACGCUUCGGAGAUCUCCAGUGAGCCGACACCCGAGGUCGCCUUCUCGGCCGAUCCACAGGACUUCGACAUGUCGAUGAACGGCAUGCCGAAUCUCGACUCGAUCGAUUUUAACAUGGAUGUGUUUGGCCAUUUCGACCCCAGCUUCGAUCUGACAAUGGCGGACAACGCGUUGGAGGGCAACCUCGACAUUGGACUUCCCCUGAAUUGGGGCGAAUGGGCACAAUUCGGCAGCUAA